AUGAUGGUUUUCUCUGCCCCUUUCGCCGCCUUGGUCGCUUUGACUUACGCUUCGCUGGUUCUCGCGCAUGGCGGUGUGCGUAGCUAUAGCAUCGCUGGUACAUACUACAACGGAUUCGAGGCAUACGAAACUCCAGUUGGGCAGUCAAGCAUUGAGCGCGAAUGGGACACGUACGAUCCUAUCGAGGACCCGACCAACGCGAAGAUGUCUUGCAACAUUGAUGGCGCCAACCUCGGGGCUGGCCAGCUGUAUGCUACAGCGGCAGCUGGUUCUGAGGUUACCGCUGACUGGCCUCACACUAUUGGUCCUCUUAUGGUAUACAUGGCCAAUUGCAACGGAAACUGUACCAGCGCCGAUACUUCGACAUUGGAAUGGUUCAAGAUUGACGAAGCUGGACUCAUUUCCGGGGACCAGCCGUCCGGGACAUGGGGAAUGGGCGAAAUGGUAACCGAUAACAGCUCCUGGACGAGUAACAUCCCUUCGUCGCUUUCUCCUGGCUACUACUUCAUUCGUCAUGAGCUCCUGGCAAUCCACGUACCCUACGAUCCGCAGUUCUAUAUGGAAUGCGCGCAGCUCAUUGUCACCGGUUCAGGCUCUGCGACGCCAUCGUCGGAAUAUCUAGUCAAGUUCCCCGGCGCUUACUCCUGGACUGACCCUGGAGUCAACAUCAGCGUCUCAAACAACCCUGGCGUUGAUAACUACACUAUUCCCGGACCUCCCGUUUGGCCCGGAAACUAA
Coniophora puteana RWD-64-598 SS2 is the source of this 738-nucleotide messenger RNA. Its product is annotated as glycoside hydrolase family 61 protein. The record is from RefSeq and is a predicted model, not a curated record. The transcript has 7 exons. Bases 1 to 738 code for a protein of 245 amino acids. NCBI's taxonomy places the organism in Eukaryota, Fungi, Basidiomycota, Agaricomycetes, Boletales, Coniophoraceae.